Molecule: messenger RNA, 1251 nt
Organism: Oryctolagus cuniculus (rabbit)
Lineage: Eukaryota; Metazoa; Chordata; Mammalia; Lagomorpha; Leporidae
Gene: NABP2
Product: nucleic acid binding protein 2
Biological process (GO): mitotic G2/M transition checkpoint; response to ionizing radiation; double-strand break repair via homologous recombination
Cellular component (GO): SOSS complex
Molecular function (GO): DNA binding
Source: RefSeq, a predicted model, not a curated record
GGCGGGCAGUGGCUGGGGGAGGGAAUGGGCCGAAUCCCGGGGUGUCCGGAUGAGGGUUCGGGAAGGGUCGGCGAGUGAAAGUCCAUUCCCCGGCCGCUGCACGGGGUUCCCUCUCCCCGUCUCCGUCGGCUCCCCGGCUUCAGGGGUGGAGAGUGAAAGAGCAUCCCGGCAGGGGGCCUUCCAGCUCUGCCGGACGCCUGAAUUCUGAUCCUGUAGUUGGCGGGAUCCCCACCCCGAGGAAGUCUGAUUCUAACCUUUUUGGAAGGCUUGCAGAGGUAGAGGCUGCCUAGGGUGAUAGUGGGGGUGCCGAGGCUCGGGCAGCAUGACGACGGAGACCUUCGUGAAGGAUAUAAAGCCCGGACUCAAGAAUCUGAACCUCAUCUUCAUUGUGCUGGAGACAGGCCGAGUGACCAAGACGAAGGACGGGCACGAGGUUCGGACCUGCAAGGUGGCAGACAAAACGGGCAGCAUCAACAUCUCUGUGUGGGACGACGUGGGUAACCUGAUCCAGCCCGGGGACAUUAUCCGACUCACCAAGGGGUACGCGUCAGUGUUCAAAGGUUGUUUGACGCUGUACACGGGCCGUGGGGGUGACCUGCAGAAGAUUGGAGAAUUCUGUAUGGUUUAUUCUGAGGUUCCGAACUUCAGCGAGCCAAACCCAGAGUACAGCACCCAGCAGGCACCCAACAAGGCAGUGCAGAAUGACAGUAGCCCCACAGCUCCCCAGCCUGCCGGCGGACCCCCUGCCUCUUCCCCAGCCUCUGAGAACCAGAACGGCAAUGGACUGAGUGCCCCCUCAGGUCCCAGUGGUGGGCCGCACCCCCCUCACACUCCGUCCCACCCCCCCAGCACCCGAAUCACCCGAAGCCAGCCCAAUCACACACCUGCCGGCACUCCCGGCCCCUCCAGCAACCCCGUCAGUAAUGGCAAAGAAACCCGGAGGAGCAGCAAGAGAUAGCAAGACACUCUUCCCUUCCUGCCACCCACCGUGAUCCCAGCAUCUGCAGCAGAACCAGAGAGCCGUCCCCUGGGCUGCUGGCCUUGGCAUGGGCGGGGUGUUUCAGCCACUGAAUGUCACUGCAGGGCUGGUGAGCAGUGGCCGUAACCACCUGAAGCCCUAAUGUCCCCUGUCUGCUGGGGUGCAGGCCCUCCCUGCGUGGAACCCACAAUCAGUCUGUUUCUGGUGUCACUGUCCCAGGGGUGCUCACUGAAACCCCUCUGACCUAAUAAAGGCCACCACGCUAUACUGCA